AUGAAGAUAUUUUUCAGUCAGGGCCCUCUCUGUCUUCUCUACACUGGGAGCAGCUCUCCUGCCAUGGCCCUUCGUCCCCAUCCCCUGAAAACAUACCCUUGCGCCAAGGUUGUCUCCACCCCCUCUUUGAUCAGGAGAACCUCUCCACUAUUGAGUCUAUCACUGUCUGCCGUGGUGCUGAAACAACAGGAGACCCUGACAGAUGAGAGCCACCGCAGCUUGGCAGCCCCACGUCCCCUGACCACCUCACUUAUUCCUAGCCGCAGCUCCCAAACCAGUGCCAUUUUAAGGGACAUUGACACAGCAGCCAAGUUCAUUGGAGCCGGGGCUGCCACAGUAGGGGUGGUUGGCUCUGGGGCUGGAACUGGGGCUGUGUUUAGGCACCUCAUCAUUGGGUAUGCCAGGAACCCUUCUCUGAAGCAAGAGCUCUCCCCCUACGCCAUCCUGGGCUUUGCCCUCUCAGAGGCCGUGGGGCUCUUUUGCCUGAUGGUGGCUUUUCGCAUCCUCUUUGCCAUGUGA
Molecule: messenger RNA, 519 nt
Organism: Hippopotamus amphibius kiboko
Lineage: Eukaryota; Metazoa; Chordata; Mammalia; Artiodactyla; Hippopotamidae
Product: ATP synthase F(0) complex subunit C2, mitochondrial-like
Exons: 2
Coding region: 1-519 (172 amino acids)
Biological process (GO): proton motive force-driven ATP synthesis; proton transmembrane transport
Molecular function (GO): proton transmembrane transporter activity
Source: RefSeq, a predicted model, not a curated record